Molecule: messenger RNA, 4962 nt
Organism: Dromiciops gliroides (monito del monte)
Lineage: Eukaryota; Metazoa; Chordata; Mammalia; Microbiotheria; Microbiotheriidae
Product: zinc finger protein 260-like
Exons: 4
Coding region: 440-3490 (1016 amino acids)
Biological process (GO): regulation of transcription by RNA polymerase II
Cellular component (GO): nucleus
Molecular function (GO): RNA polymerase II transcription regulatory region sequence-specific DNA binding; DNA-binding transcription factor activity, RNA polymerase II-specific
Source: RefSeq, a predicted model, not a curated record
UGUUAGGGAAAGGGAAUGCAGGGAAGGCAGAGUACCAAUUGGAGGGAGAGCUCUGAGUGAGUCAGGGGCCAUUGAGGCUCUGACUGGUCUCAUGCCAUCUGGGAUCCCAAGCCCCUUCUCCCCCUUGGGUCUCUGUAGGAGGAUGGGGGCAUGGAGUGGGGCAGAAGUGAAGGAGUAAGAGAGGGUUGGUGCCAUUUUCAUUUCCAAGCCUGACCCUUUCUGCUGCCUCUCUCCUUCUGUAGGUUGGAGUCUCUCCCCCUGAGGGCAGGGUCAGGGACUUUGUAACUCCUGAAGGACCUUAACCUCCAUAAAUCCCUGUUGGCCAGCCUCCUGCCUAGGAAAAGAAAGGAAAGAAAUCUACCCCUCUGGGAUCCUUCUCACUUCCCAACUCCCUCUGCAGAGUACCAAGGCCUGACCUGAAUAGGGAGCCUAGAGCCAGAUGGCCCCUGGGAGCCACAGACCCCCACCCCAAGAGUUGGUGACAUUCAAGGAUGUGGCUGUGGACUUCACACUAGAGGAGUGGGGUUUGUUGAACCCAACUCAGAAAGAGCUGCACAAGGAUGUCACGCUGGAGAAUGCUCAGAACUUGCUCUCCCUGGAUUCAGAGACUAGGUUUGAUGUGAAGAAGUCAACUGCAAAACUGAAAAUGACUUCAUGGAAUGACUGUUCUCAGUUUAGUCAAUGUAAGACUGGUCAUGCUAACCAUCAGAGAAUACACACUGGAGAGAAACCUUAUGAAUUUAAUCUUUGUGGAAAGACUUUCAGAAGGAGAUUGCAUCUUAAUGCACAUCAGAGAUUCCAUACUGGAGAGAAACCUUAUGAAUAUAAUCAAUGUGGAAAGGCUUUCUCACAGCUCUCUGGUCUUUGUUCACAUCAGCGAAUCCACACUGGAGAGAAACCUUAUGACUGUAAUCAGUGUGGAAAGACUUUCACACAGCACUCCAGUGUUGCUGUACAUGAGAAAAUCCACACUGGAGAGAAACCUUUUGAAUGUAAUCAAUGUGGAAAGACUUUCACACAGCGCUCCAGUCUUCUCGUACAUCAAAGAAUCCACACUGGAAAGAAACCUUAUGAAUGUAAUCAGUGUGGAAAAGCUUUCAACUACACAUCACAUCUUUUUAGACAUCAGAGAACCCACAGUGUAGUGAAACGUUAUGAAUGUAAUCAAUGUGGAAAGGUUUUCAGAUGUCUCUCUACUCUUUGCAAACAUCAGAUUAUCCACAGUGGAGGGAAACCUUAUGAAUGUAAUCAAUGUGGAAAGGCUUUCACAAGUAGAUCCAGUGUUACUUCUCAUCAAAGAAUCCACACUGGAGAGAAACCUUAUGAAUGUAAUCAGUGUGGAAAGGUUUUCAGAACUAGUUGUAAUCUUGUUGUACAUCAGAGAAUCCACACUGGAGAGAAACCUUAUGAAUGUAUUCAGUGUGGAAAGACAUUCUCACAGCUUUCUGGUCUUUGUUCACAUGAGAGAAUCCACACUGGAGAGAAACCUUAUGAAUGUAAUCAGUGUGGAAAGGCUUUCACACAGCGCUUCAGUUUUGCUGCACAUCAGAGAAUCCACACUGGUGAGAAACCUUAUAAAUGUAUUCAAUGUGGAAAGGCUUUUAACUGUACAUCACAUCUUUUUAUACAUCAGAGAAUCCAUACUGGAGAGACUUCUUAUAAAUGUAAUCAGUGUGGAAAGACUUUCACAAGGAGUUCUAGCCUUGCUCGACAUCAGAGAAUCCACACUGGAGAAAAACUUUAUGAAUGUAAUCAAUGUGGAAAGACUUUCACAAGGAACUCCAAUCUUGUUGGACAUCAGAGAAUCCACACUGGAGAGAAACCUUAUGAAUGUAAUCAAUGUGGAAAGCCUUUUACAAAGAGCUUUAAUCUGGUGGAACAUCAGAGAAUCCACACUGGUGAGAAACCUUAUGAAUGUGAUCAAUGUGGAAAGGCUUUCUCACAGCUCUCUAGUCUUUGUUUACAUCAGAGAAUCCAUACUGGAGAGAAACCUUAUGAAUGUAAUAAAUGUGGAAAGGCUUUCAGAUGCCGUUCCACUCUUCGUAGACAUCAGAGAAUACACACUGGAGAGAAAUCUUAUGAAUGUAAUCAAUGUGGUAAGACUGUCAGUUGCAUGUCACAUCUUUUUAGACGUCAGAGAAAUGACAGUGUAGUGAAACCUUAUGAAUGUAAUCAGUGUGGAAAGACUUUCGCACAUAGCUCUAGUCUUGCUGAACAUCAGAGAAUCCACACUGGAGAGAAACCUUAUCAAUGUAAUCAAUGUGGGAAGACUUUCAGAAGGAGCUCCCAUCUUGUUGUACAUCAGAGAAUCCAUACUGGAGAGAAACCUUAUGACUGUCAUCAAUGUGGAAAGACUUUCAGAUGCCUCUCCACUCUUUAUACACAUCAGCUAAUCCACAAUGGAAUGAAACCUUAUGAAUGUAAUCAAUGUGGAAAGACUUUCAGCUGCACAUCAAAUCUUUUUAAACAUCAGAUAACCCACACUCAAGAGAAACCUUAUGAAUGUAAUCAAUGUGGAAAGACUUUCACAAGUAGUUUCAAUCUUGCUGUACAUCAGAGAAUCCACACUGGAGAGAAACCUUAUAAAUGUAAUCAAUGUGAGAAGACUUUCAGAAGAAGUUCCCAUCUUGUACAUCAGAGAAUUCACACUGAUGCAGAGACUAGGUUUGAUGUGAAAGAGACCACUGUAAAGCUGAGAAUGACUUCAUGGAAUGACUGUUCUAAAUAUGGUGAAUCCAGGGCUGUUCUUGUUAAAUAUCAGAGGAUCCACACUGCAGAGAAACAUGAAUGCAAUCAACAUGUAAAAGCUUUAAGACUUGGGUCUAGUCUUAUUCUACAUUGGAAAAUCCAUACUGGAGAGAAACUUUAUGAAAGUAAUCAAUGUAGAAAGACUUUCACAAAUAGGUCUAAUCUUGCUGCACACUUGAGAAGCCACACUGGAGAGAAACCUUAUGAAUGUAAUCAGUGUGGAAAGACUUUUGCACAGAGGCCCAAUCUUGCUGUACAUGAGAGAAUCCACACUGUAGAGAAACCUUAUGAAUGCAGUCAAUGUAGAAAGGCUUUCAGAUGCCUCUCCAUUCUUUGUAAACGUCAGAUAAUCCACAGUGAAGAGAAACCUUAUGAAUGUAAUCAAUAUGGAAAGACUUUUAGAAUGAGCUUCCAUCUUGCUACACAUCAGAGAAUCCACACUGGAGAAAAACCUUAUGAAUGUAGUCAAUGUGGAAAGGCUUUUGCACAGAGGAUCAGUCUUGCUGUACAUGAGAGAAUCCACACUGGAGAGAAACAUUAUAAAUGUCACGAAUGUGGUAAAGCCUUUACCCAUCACUCUUCCUGUUAUGCACAUCAGAUAAUCCACUCGAGAGAAUCUUAUGAGUGUCUAGAAUGUGGUAAAGCUUUUAAUAUAUUCUCUUCCCUUACUGAACAUCAGAGAAUCCAUACUAGAGGAAAAAACCUCAUUAAUAUAACCAAGGUGAAAAAGCAUUCAGAUUAAAGUCAUCCCUUAUUUUCAUUGCCAUGGCUACCUGUUCCAUUGCUUCUUCUUUUUUUUUCCAGGGCAAUGAGGGUUAAGUGACUUGCCUAGGGUCACACAGCUAGUUAAGUGUCAAGUGUCUGAGACUGAAUUUGAACUCAGGUCCUCCUGAACCCAAGGCCAGUGCUUUAUCUACUGUGCCACCUAGCUGCCCCCUUAUUUUCCAUCAGAAUAUUCACAUGCUAUAAAUAUCAUAUCCCUAUAACGAAUGUGCAGAGGCAUUCAGAUGGAAUACAGAGCUUGUUAGACAUCAGAAAAUUCAUCUUGCGAACAAGCCUUAUAUAGACUGAAUGUGGGAAGGCUUUCAGCCAGAGUUCAUCUCUGACUUUAUAUCAGAGGAUUAACAGUGCAGAGAAGAUGUGAAUGUAUUCAAUGAGGACCUGCCUUUUUCUGUAAGAUGUAGGUCACUAGACAUAUUUGCACUGGAAAGAAACUAUAAUAGCAAGAAUUGUGGAAAGGCCUUUACCUGGAGCUUAUAUUUAUACGUGUAUAUUGGAAAACUCUUCCUAGAGAUAAAACUUAUGGAUCUGAUUAAGGUGGGAAAACAUUUUCCUGAAGCACAGAUCUCAUUAAACACUGUAUAUUUCAUACUGUGCAUAAAUUCCUAAAAACUUUUUUUCUGAAAUACUAAGGUUUCUCCUUACUCCUUCAUAAUAUUUCAUGGAAUUCGUACAAUAGAAAUGCAAGAUAGGCGCAUUCCUAAAGACCUACUCUAAGGCGAGUUAGCCCCAGGCCAAAGACCUGCUGGACACUCCCAGUUUAGCUAUAGAGAUGUAUGCAAGUGAGACUUGAGGUCUCUGAGAAUAGAGGGAACCGAUGGAAUUCAGUACUCCGGAGCAGCUUGUGCACAGCUGAGAUGGGCCUCCAAGCUCUGGAGGAAGAAAAACAAUUGUGCAGAGGGUUAUUGAUAUAAUUUUAUUUAUAGAGUCCCAAACCCAAUGUUUAGAACUUAUUAAAACAUGCUAAAGGACUGUGUAUCCAAUUAGAAUAAUUUACAUUUGGGGCAGCUAGAUGGCACAGUGGAUAAAGCACCAGCCUUGGAUUCAGGAGGACCUGAGUUCAAAUUCGGCCUCAGACAUUUGACACUUACUAGCUGUGUGACCCUGGGCAAGUCACUUAACCCUCAUUGUCCUGAAAAAAAAAAUCAUUUACAUUUGAUAUAUAUAAUCAUCUGAUAUUGUUGCUUUCUCAAAAUUUUCCUCUCCAGCUAAUUCUCCCCUUAGAUGGAUGAUCUAAUCAUGUUUUUUAAAUUUCUUUUUUAUUUUAUUUUUGAUAUAUAAUUAUAUUUUAUACGUAUAUCAAACAUAGACAUAAUAUACAAUAAUAAACAUUUGUAUUUAUAGUCUUGAGUUCCAAAUUUUAUCCUCCUUCCCUCCCCCCUCCCUGAGGCAGUAAGCAAUUAGAUGUGAGUUAUACAUGUGCAAUUAUGUAAA